GCGGAGCGAAAGUGCCGGGAAGGGGAAGUCGGAGAGCGGCACGAUGGCCACGGCCCCAUCGCAGCCCGCUGCCAGCCCCGGCCCCGGCCCGCUGCCGGACCUGCAGGCCGUGCCCAUGGUAGCGCUCAACUACGGCGUCCGCCGCCGCCUCGGCCUCUACCUGAACCCGCGGGCGGCCGCGGCCGCGGACUGGACGGCGCUGGCGGAGGCGCUGGGCUGCAGCUUCCUGGAGAUCCGGCGGCUGGAGAGGCUGCCCGACCCCACGGCCGCGCUGCUGGAGGAGUGGCCGGGACGCUGCCCCGGCGGGGCCACCGUGGGGCAGCUGCUCGCCGUGCUGCGCCGCCUGGGCCGCCACGAUGUGCUGAGCGACCUGGCCGGCAGCGUGGAGGAGGACUGUAAGAAGUACUUGCAGAGGAAGCAGGAAGAGGCCAACCAGCCUCUCCAAGUGCCAGCAGUGGACAGCAGCGUGCCAAAGACGUCGGAACUGAUGGGCAUCACCAUCAGGGAUGAUCCGUAUGGGAGUGGAACAGAGAUAUUUGAUGCCUUCAUCUGCUACUGUCAGAAAGACCUCCAGUUUGUCCAGGAGAUGAUCAGGGAGCUGGAGCAGACAGAGUUCAAACUGAAGCUCUGUGUAUUUGAUCGGGAUGUCUUGCCAGGAGCCUGUGUGUGGUCCAUCAGCGGAGAACUUAUAGAGAGGAGGUGUCGAAGGAUGGUGGUUGUUGUUUCAGAUGACUACCUGGAAAGUGACGAAUGUGAUUUCCAGACCAAAUUUGCUCUUAGUCUUUCCCCAGGUGCUCGUCACAAACGGCUGAUUCCAGUCAAGUACAAAUCCAUGAAGAACGAGUUUCCAAGUAUCUUACGGUUCAUUACCAUUUGUGACUACACCAAUCCUUGCACCAAAAAAUGGUUCUGGACGAGACUGGCAAAAUCCCUCAUGCUGCCCUGAUGCAAAGUCCUGAGAGCUGGGUGCUCUUGUAACCUGUCCUGGCUGUGCCUUUGGACCAGGGGUGUCCUUGACACAGGCUCUUCCACCACUUCAGAACCUGGAUCCUUGCUUGGAGCCUGAGAUUGGGAACAAAGAACUCUGUCCAGCACUUCUUCACAACUAUGAGAGGAAAUAAAGCAACUGUGUGGGUGUUCCGGGUUAAGUCAGUGAGCAGCAGCAUCCAGCAUUUGUUGAGUAAGCACUUUCACUAAAAAUACUGAAAAUACACAUCUAAAGAGUGUCUGACACAGGAAGACUCUGUUGUAAGAAUUAGCAAGACCUCAGAGCCUCAAACUGCAGGUUUUGUCAAUGUAUUAAAGCUACAGUAACAUCGAGGCUUGUAAGAGUUUUACCAUAUUGGACAGGUCUCUCUCUAUUCAGGUCACAUUUGAUUCAGUGACCUUAUACCAGCAUGUAAUAUUCCCAGAUAUUACUAAAUUUUUACUUCUCCUUCAGGAGAAAUUCAGAGUCUUAAAAUACAUCUUUUCAGUGACAGUCCUUACUGCACAAAUCAGGGGCUGCUGUUGCUCAUUGACUUGACCAAGGUCUGCACAUCAGUGGGUCCAGAUCUCAAAUUCUUUCACCUUUAAAAACCUUCUAAAACACAGCAGCUUUUGGGAUGUCUCAAAGGCACAGAGCUAAACACUGAAUGAGUGUAUUAAAUUGACAUUUGGGAUGUUUAAAACAUGGAAGUGAAUGUUACAUUAAUAGGAAAGAGCCUAAUUUAAUUAACUGCCACAAUAAUCACUGUAUUUCUGUGACUAAGGCUCGGAGCAAUGUCAAGACUGCUCUGCUUAUUAGACUUGGCCUUGAAUCCUGCCUGUGACUACUGGAUCUCAUCAGUGCUCCAGGGUGGAGGUCAGGAGUUCUACCCAAAGGAGUGUUUAAAGCAAUCCAUUGGUGUAUUAAACAGAUUUACAGUAAAUAUUGACUUUUAAAGUUGGGGAAGAGAGGAAUCUUGCUUGUGUGUCUGCAGUUGCUUGAACUCUGCCCCUUUCUUCAUUACUUCAGCCACUGACCAAUGUUGAUUUUACAGCUUAAUGUUUUACUAGUUUACAUUUUUAAGGUUGCGUCUGGAUGUGAUUUUAUUUUUUCAAUUUCAGCUUUGUUUUAAAGCAUUACCAGGGCUGAGGCAGUGUCAGUGUCAGUGAAUGAACCCUUAGCAGGGAUGCUGCCAAAUCCUGUCCAGGUGCUGCUGCUGGUUCCUCCCUGCUGACAGCAGCAGCCCCUGACCUGAGCAUGGUGGAGUUCAUUCACACACAUCAUGUUGGCAUCAGGAGCCAUUUUUGGAUAGACCCAAGAGCUGGGUGUUUCUUCUGCAAAAGUAACUGCUGCCAUCAUGCCAAGGUGACAUUUGCACCUUCCUGUCUCGCUAGAACAAGUGAGAAGUCUGUGGGCACGGGAGGAGAAAAGUUAAGCUGAUGAGGGGUUUCUGAAUAGUUUGUUUUAUUGCCUUGGGGGCCUCUCCUGCAGAAGUGGAGACAGCUGCUUGCCUCGGGCUUUCUGCAUAAUCGUGAAAUGUUAAUUACAGAAGAGGUUCAGGAGGCUGCUUGAUCCCCAGGCGCUCCGGGGGCUCAGUGAGUUUUCAUACCCUGGGGAGCCUAUAAACAUCAAUUAUGGGUCAUUACUGGCAGGAUCGAAGCAGAUUCCUCCUGCCUGGAGCGCUGGAAGGGCUGCGGUGGCUCCAUCAGAGGGGAGCCCGUGCUGUGGACGCUAGAGGGAGGCCAUGGCCCACGCUGUGCCCUGCGAGGGAUCCAGGAGGGAUGGGGAGACACGGCCGGGAUGGGCCAGCACCACCGACAUGGAAAACCACGAGUGGGUUCUCCUCCUGUUCCCCUUGCUCCCUCUUCUGAGCAAGGGAUCCCAAAACCAGCGAGAAUUUCGGCAGCUUGAACCUUGUGCGGUAUCUUCAGAGUCCUGAUGGUUUGGGACUUGGUGUUGCAUAUGAGCAGGAAAAAUGAUGAGUUUUGUAAUAGAACAUUUGGUGCUGGUUCUGGAAGGGCAAGCAAACAGAGGAGCUGAAUUUCUAAAUGUUUUUGAGUUCAAAUAGAUAAAUGCCAUAUUCCAGUUAGUGGUGAAAGAUGUUGGGAUCUUAUUACCACCCUGCUUGUGGUGCCCUCGCCCUUCCCUCUGCUUGGCUUGGAUGCUGGGAAGGUCUUAUUGUUAUGGGGCUGUUGCUUUAUUACAAGUUACUAUUUAUCUUAUAGGCUAAAAUAAUGAUUUUGGGGUAAAGAAACAUAAUAUAUGCUUUAAAUAUGUAUCCUUUUCUAUGUAAACCCCAGAGUUUAUGCACUUCCGACACUUCCAUAUCUGUCUUGUCACAAUGACUUGAAGUGUGACAUUUUGAAUGAUAUAAAAUAUAAUUGUUGUGAACCAUUUGCCCAUUUCAGUGGCAUUUUGGGUGUUCCUCCCCUCUUUCAUGUUCAGUGGAAGGGGAAAAUUUUUGAACACAUUUAAAAAAGGGAUUUAUAAAAUUGUGUUGUUACAGGGUUUAUUUUGUUUCUGUCCCUCAUUGAAAUUGUCUUAGUUGAGUCUGUUAGUGCCAAAUCAUUUAUUUUUAUAUACAGACAUAUAUAUUUAUAAUAAUUUUGUGUCCUGAUACAAAGGGGGGAAGCAUCUGUUUUUAUAGGCAUUCUGAAAAUAGAAAAUGUUUCUGUUUUUCUCCUCAAAAAUCCAAACUUUUGCUACUUGUGAAAACCUUUUAAAAUAAAGGAUGAAAACCCAGCAGGCUGAAUCUGCUUUGUGGGCAUCCAAGAACAAAA
This is a messenger RNA of Taeniopygia guttata (zebra finch), 3747 nucleotides long. The record is from RefSeq and is a predicted model, not a curated record. NCBI's taxonomy places the organism in Eukaryota, Metazoa, Chordata, Aves, Passeriformes, Estrildidae.